AUGACUCCUCCCCCAUGCAGUUGCCCCGUCACGCCCUGCCAACGACCGGGACACCGUAUGGAGCUAAUCAAGCUUCACGAGCUUAGCCAAUGGCUCUCUCUAGCGGCGACCCAAACCUCUCCUGUGGGUCUUACCCCGCUGUUGGCCUCCCUUUCCCCUACGACCUCGACCCACCCCCCGCCGGUUUGCGGAUCGGUGGAUCCUCGACCCUCGCUUGGCCAUGGCUGCGCUGGUAUUAAUAAACUCACCCGCUGCCUUGCUGCCCGAUCCCUCCCCCCUCCCUCCUCCUCACAUCGGUAUAUCAUCAGCUCUCACCCGUUGACGCCCGGUUUCUCGCCUGAUCACCCCGUGCAGCCCGUCAUGAGCCACGCACUCAGCAACACGAGCUCCGAGGAGCGCGCCGCACCCUACUCCGAGAAGGACAAGGUCGACGGCACCGCCGCCCGCGUCGACGAUGCCGGCCCCAAGCGCCGCAAGCGUCACACGCUAGGCAACACCGCGACCAUCUUUGCGUCUGGCUCCGCCAUGUUCUCCGAUGGAUACUCGAACGCGGCCAUCGGCCCCGUCAACACGGUGCUGAACGCCAAGUUCCCAGAGGUCAUGGACCCGAAGCAUCAGGGCGCAAACCCGCGCGCGAGCUCGAACCGCAACCUCCUCUCCGCGAUGGCUUUCGCCGGAAUGGUUAUUGGCCAGCUGAGUAAGUCUCGAAGUCGCAAACGAGCCGGCAAAACGCAGCGGGAGGGGUCAGGUGACACCGCUCCUGUCGAUCUCACGUGCCGUGCCAAGGCUCCAUAUGCUCCUAAACGAGUGCUGACAGGGACAGGUUUCGGCUGGGUCUCGGACAAAGUUGGACGCAAGCUUGGCAUGUUCAUCUGUACCGGCAUGAUCUUCGUCUUCUCGAUUCUCUGUGCCGCCUCCUCAGGUCCCAAGGGCCACCCUCAGGUCCUCAUCAACUGUCUGAUUGCGUUCCGUUUCCUCCUUGGUAUCGGUAUCGGUGGUGAAUACCCCUGUGGCUCCGUCACCGCCGCCGAGGCGACUGAGAACACGGGUGUCAAAAAGAACCACCAGCAGCGUCUGUUCGUGUGGGCGACCAACUCGAUGCUUGACGCCGCGUUCGCCAUUGCGUGGUUUGUCGCGCUCGUCCUGCUCUGGAUCUUCGGCUGGGACCACAAGAACAUCAUCUGGCGUGGCACGCUCGCGCUCGGUGCGAUCCCGCCCCUGAUUCUCAUCAUCGCGCGUCUCUUCAUGGAGGAGCCCGAGGCAUACAAGAAGAACUCGAUGCGUCACACUCGCAUCCCCUACUGGCUCGUCCUGAAGCGUUAUUGGCUUCGCCUCAUUGCCGUCUCGGUCGUCUGGUUCAUCUACGACUUCAUCACGUACCCCUUCGGCACUUACUCGGACGUCAUUACGAAGAACGCCGCGCCCAACGCCACCAUCUACGAGACGCUCGGCUGGUCGUGCCUCAUCAACUCGUUCUACCUCCCUGGCACCAUUAUUGGCUCGUUUGUCUCCGACUGGCUCGGUCCCAAGUACACCCUCAUCACCGGUCUCCUCCUCCAGGCCGUGUUCGGUUUCACUCUGUCUGGUGCCUACGAGCGCUUCUUUCCGCCCAACGGCCACACUCCCGGCGGCCUCGCGGGUUUCGCGAUCAUGUACGGUGUGUUCCUGGCCUGUGGUGAGCUCGGUCCGGGCAACAACCUCGGUCUCCUUGCCUCGAAGGCUAUUGGCCCCACCGCAGCCCGUGGGCAGCUGUACGGCAUCGCGGCCGCGAUCGGCAAGGUCGGCGCCUUCAUCGGCUCGUACUGCUUCACGCCCAUGAUCGACUCCUUCUCCAAGAAGUCCGAGUAUCUCGGCAACACGGGCAUCUUCUACGUCGGCUCGGCACUCGCCGUCUUCUCCGCCCUCGUCGCCUUCAUCUUCAUCCCCAACAUCAGGGCCGACGCCAUGAUUGACGAGGACGCCCUCUUCCGCGAGUACCUCGCCGAGCACGGGUACGACGUCAGCCUCAUUGGAGAGCCUGGGUAUGUCGACCCCGAGGAGGUCACGGACAUGAAGAUUGGCCCGCAGCGCAGCAAGUAG
Messenger RNA from Trichosporon asahii var. asahii CBS 2479, 2079 nucleotides. Its product is annotated as phospholipid transporter. The transcript is spliced from 5 exons. Gene Ontology annotation, molecular function: carboxylic acid transmembrane transporter activity. Bases 1 to 2079 code for a protein of 692 amino acids. Gene Ontology annotation, biological process: transmembrane transport; carboxylic acid transport. Gene Ontology annotation, cellular component: plasma membrane. The record is from RefSeq and is a predicted model, not a curated record. Lineage: Eukaryota; Fungi; Basidiomycota; Tremellomycetes; Trichosporonales; Trichosporonaceae.